Molecule: messenger RNA, 2763 nt
Organism: Colletotrichum truncatum
Lineage: Eukaryota; Fungi; Ascomycota; Sordariomycetes; Glomerellales; Glomerellaceae
Molecular function (GO): zinc ion binding; calcium ion binding
Source: RefSeq, a predicted model, not a curated record
AUGUGGCUCUCGGUGCCAUCAACCGACAGCCUCACCCGGCCGCGCAUCGCAGUCGCCGUCUUCUCCGCCAUCGCCGCUCUCUCGGUCAGCUAUUAUGCCUACCAAGCCAACCGAGACCAAUAUGGAGAUGGCGUUCCUGGCCCUGGACUGCACCGGAGCAAUGCUGUCCGCCGCAACCACAGACGAGCGCGGCGAAACUCGGUAUCCUCUGAGGGUUCUCACGGCGACGAGAACGCCGACAUCGACGCAAUUAACCCCCUGAACGAUACCGAUACGAUAGUAGACGGCGGUACUGUUGACGAGUGGUGGAAUGACCCCAACGGACUGCAGCCCCAGGCCCGCGCUGGGCACAACAUUGUCAGCCUGCUUUUCAGAGUCUCCGAGGACAACGCUCGACGAAAUGCUUGCGUACACAGGGGCUGCGCGUGUAACGCCUGCGGCAUGGUCCCUAUUCGUGGCGUACGUUACCGUUGCGCCAACUGCGCCGACUUCGACCUGUGCGAAACCUGCGAAUCGCAAGGUGUUCACAUUAAGACGCACAUCUUCUACAAGAUCAAAGUUCCCGCACCGCCCUUCGGUCCCCGUCAGAUGCAACCCGUCUGGUACACCGGUGACCCCGACACAUGUAUACGGAAUCUGCCUCGAUCUCUAAUGGCAAAGCUCAGCAAAGAGACUGGCUUCGAAAGGCCCGAAAUUGAGGCCUUCUGGGAGCAGUUCACUUUCAUGGCAAACACCGAGUGGCGAGAGGACCCGGACGACCUACAGCUUGCGAUGGACAAGAAAACCUUCGAGCGGUGCCUGGUGCCGUCAGGCGGCUCUCGACACGCGACGCCGAACCUGAUACACGACCGCAUGUUUUCAUUCUACGACACCAACAACGACGACCUGAUCGGCUUCACUGAGUUUCUACAUGGACUGGCCUACCGCAAACGGAAGGACAAGCUGCGCAAAAUCUUCGAAGGUUACGAUAUCGAUGGGGACGGCUUUGUCAACCGCCGCGACUUUUUGCGCAUGUUCCGCGCCUACUAUGUUCUCUACAAACAGAUGCAUCGCGAUAUCCUGGACGGCCUGGACGACCAGCUCAUGGGGAGCACCGAAGCUCAGCAGCUUGUGGCUAGCAGACAGCCGUUGAGCAGCUUGUUUGGUCGUGAAGGCAGGGUUCCCCGCGCUGACGGCAACAACCGUAGUGACGGCAAGAUAUUCCACCCCAACGGCGACGUCGAGUUGGAGCCCGGUAGAAACGGCGUUGUGGGAGAGGACAAGGGCGACACCUCAUCGAGAGAGGACGUCCUGACUAGGCUCUUUGCUCCCUAUAUCGGCAGCCCUUGGCAGGUUCAGAUGCGCUCUCCAGAUAGUGAACCAGACACGCCGUACUGGGACGCUCUGCUCAACCCGCCUACUAGCAUCGACGACCUGCCCGACCUGCUCACUGGUCAACGCCGUGAGCGUAAUGAAAUGGACUUUGACUUCGACCUCGAGAUCGGCGGCUCAGAUGGUGAAGAGGAGAUAAACAACAACUCCGAUGCGGAGAACAGGAGUUCCACUGGUCGCCCUACCGGCCCGGCCAAUGAUUCAGAGAACAGGACUGGGAGGGUCGAUUCCGAACAAUUUACUAACAGUAUGCCCACUGAGAGUCAACUGCGGGCCCAAGUUAUCAACCACAAGAGGCAAUUAGCCCCUGAUAUUGAAAGAAAGCGGCGACAGGCCGCUAGAAAACAACUACACGACAGAUGGAAGAGGAGACAGUUUUAUCUCGAUGAGGAGGAGGGUGGAUCGGCCCCCGAUGGCUGGCAGUCUGAUGAGGAUGUGUUGGUGAGCCUCAACGGUGUCGCUGAGAGCUCAAAGGCAGCUCAGCAACAAAUCUUGUCGCCACGCUCCAGGUCGUCGUCCAAGGUGCGAUUUGCCGAAGAUACGGACGACUAUGAAAUCAGAUCCAACCCUUCAACGUCUUCUAGGAGCGUGCCUGAACGUUGGGGAGGCAUGGAAAUCCCAGGCGAGGAGCGCGAUGCUGGCAAGGAGAUUCUUUACCAGGUCACCCAGCAGGCCUUCAACGAGCUUCUCGAUGCCAUCUUCAAAGAUAAGGAGGAUUUGGCUGUUAAAGCAGCAGCAACCAGGUCCAAGCGAGAGAAGCACAGGCAUCUCUUUGAGCUUUUGACUGUCGACGAGCCCAAGUCCAAGGCAGUUGAGCCACGACAGCCGCGCAAGGCAUUGGAUGAGGGCAAACCGAUUGCCGAGCGCUCUUUGGAAGAACUUCUGUUGACUAGCGGUUACAGAGUUGAGGGUUCCGGUAAUGGAGAGGACGCAAAUGCCACCGAAGAGCCCGAAAGAGUAAUCGAAGAGAUUGAUGAUUCAGAAGAGGAGGCAAAUCCGGAAGUGGAUGAGAACACGGCGGUUGUCGAGGAGGUCGAAUACAGAGACCCCACGAUGCCCCAGUUCCGCCCCAACAGUGACGCACCCGUUGAGCCCAUUGCAUCGGAUGCCACACCACCUUCAUCAGAUGAUUCAUCGUCAUCAAAAACGAAGGGUCUCAAGUCAGCCAUGAAGAAGAAGUCUGGCGAGUCCUCGAAGCAGUCGGCCCGUACCAUCCCCCACUCCACUCUCCUGGAGUGGAAGCGUCUUGACCUGGCAGAGAAGGAAGCCGCCGACCGCGGUGGCUGGGGCAAGCUCAGCUUCGACGAGUUUGAGGACGUCUACAAGAGCCAGGAGAAUGCCGGCAACAGGCUCGACUACUUGGGUAGCUGGGUGGAUUUCUGCAUACCAUAG